AUGACUUAUACUGCACCAGCUAUUGUUAUUGAUAAUGGGUCGUAUACAACCAAAGCAGGGUUUUCUCUGGAAGAUUUACCUUCAUUGGUGUUUAACUCCAAUUAUAUUAAAAAUGAACAUACACAACAAAUCAUAAUAGGUGAUGAACAAAUGGAAAGUAACAAUGAUCAAGAAGUUAUUAAAUUAUUAGAUAAUGGGUUAAUAUAUGAUUUUGAAAACAUUGUACACAAUUGGCAAUAUGUUUAUGAUAAUAUUGAUAACAAUAAUCUGAUUAAUUCUAAAGAAUUCCCCUUAGUUGUCACUGAACAACCAUGGAAUACCACAAAGAAUAAAGUUAAAUCGUGUCAAAUUGCUUUUGAAAACUUGGAAGUUCCAAUUUUCAGUUUAGUGAAAAACCCAUUAGCUCAAUUGUAUCGUUGUGGUAAAGCUACCGGUUUGGUUAUUGAUAUAGGGUCUAGUGUUACUAGUGUCACUCCAAUUUUAGAUGGUGUUAUCCAGCUGAAAUGUUCUUAUCAUUCAAAAUAUGCUGGUGAUUUUGUUAAUUUGCAUGUUUUGAAUUAUUUACAAAGCAAGACUUCAAUUGAUAACUUAUUACCAGCACAAUUUGCAAGUGGUUCUUCAGAAUCAUUCAAACAAUAUUACAUGAGUCACAAUAUUUUACAAGAGUUCAAAAACUUGUCGUUGAACUACCAAAUCAGAAAUUAUCAACUGUACAACCACACUUAUAUUGAUGUUUCUGAUCAAAAAAACUAUUUGGAUAAUUUAUUUGAUCCAACUUUACAAAAAUUGCCAAAUAUUCAAAUUCCUGAACCAAGUAUAGAUAAACCAGGAUCUCAUGGAUUAACCAAUUUAGUCUUUUUAGCAUUAAAAAAUUUAGAAGCUACUUUAUUACCUCCAAAUAACAACAAUGAUCCUACAUCGACAAGUCGAUUCCAUAGAUUUAUUGAAAUUUUUAAAUCCUUGUUAUCUAAUGUUUUAAUCACUGGUGGUACAUCUGCUGCUAAUGGAUUACCUGAUCAUAUUAUAAAUGAUUUAAAAGCAUUAACCCAAAAAUAUUUCCCAAAUUAUCCAUUCGCUUACUCAGUUCAACAAAUUCGACCAAAUAACACUGAAAAUGCCGAAAUUUGGGAUCGACAAUUUGGUGCUUGGUUAGGUGCUUGUAACUUAGCAAGUAUGUUGAACGAUACCGAUGAAAAAUCAAAUAGCGCCAAGAUUGCUUUGGACAAUUGGUUUAUCACAAAAGCUGAUUAUGAAGAAUUGGGUGAAGAUUUGGUUGCAGAAAAAUUCAAAUAA
Messenger RNA from Candida tropicalis MYA-3404, 1293 nucleotides. RefSeq lists its product as uncharacterized. The record is from RefSeq and is a predicted model, not a curated record. The coding region runs from base 1 to 1293 and encodes 430 amino acids. The transcript has a single exon. NCBI's taxonomy places the organism in Eukaryota, Fungi, Ascomycota, Pichiomycetes, Serinales, Debaryomycetaceae.